UCACGGAUCAGGAAAACGGAAGUGACCUUUCGCCAUCUUGCUGGAUAAACAUGACCAAGGGAACAUCCAGCUUUGGUAAACGGCACAAUAAGACCCACACCCACUGCAGGAGGUGUGGGCGCCGCUCUUUCCAUAUCCAGAAGAAAGUAUGUGCUUCAUGUGGAUAUCCUAGUCCAAAGAAGAGGUCAUAUAACUGGAGUGAGAAAUCUAAAAGGAGGAGGACAACUGGAACUGGACGUAUGAGGCAUCUUAAGGAUGUUUUCAGGAGGUUCAGGAAUGGGUUCCGUGAGGGUACAGUAGCCAAGUCCAAGAAAAAGACAGCAGCCGCUCCAUCAUCUGCAGUUGCCACUAAAUAGAUAAAUAAGUCUGCUGUAAAUAAACAAAAAAAAAGAAAGA
Messenger RNA from Ylistrum balloti, 396 nucleotides. Its product is annotated as large ribosomal subunit protein eL37A-like. The transcript is spliced from 4 exons. Gene Ontology annotation, cellular component: ribosome; cytosolic large ribosomal subunit. NCBI's taxonomy places the organism in Eukaryota, Metazoa, Mollusca, Bivalvia, Pectinida, Pectinidae. The record is from RefSeq and is a predicted model, not a curated record. Gene Ontology annotation, molecular function: RNA binding; structural constituent of ribosome. Gene Ontology annotation, biological process: translation. The coding region runs from base 51 to 356 and encodes 101 amino acids.